Messenger RNA from Ceratina calcarata, 1695 nucleotides. RefSeq names its product C2H2-type zinc binding domain-containing protein spindle-F (gene spn-F). The coding region runs from base 513 to 1583 and encodes 356 amino acids. The transcript has 6 exons. NCBI's taxonomy places the organism in Eukaryota, Metazoa, Arthropoda, Insecta, Hymenoptera, Apidae. The record is from RefSeq and is a predicted model, not a curated record.
AGAAAUGUCAAGAUGUGCCCAACACUGAUGUAAAUAGUUGGCUAUCAAUUAUAUUUUGAUAAAAGAUAGAAUAUAAAUGGAGACGUGAUCAUACACGUUCUGAGCUUGAACAUGUAAAUGGCAAGGAAGUGUAUUGAUUGUUAAGAAUUAUCACGGUUGCAGAUUUUUAAAAAUACUUAUUAUCGUCAUGACUAUUGACGAGGGGGUUCACCGUUAGUAUUGCGUUACAAUUUACAAAGUUGCUUUCAUCGUUUUCGACGAAGAAGCAAUAAUUAGUUACGCGAAUUACAGUUCGUAAUCGACCGCCAAGGAUGUAUAUUAGAAUUGUAAAGCUUGUGCUAAUUGUGCUUAUAAUUGCUCAAAUAAGUAACCUAAUUUAAACAUCUUGUUAUGAUGUUUAUUAACCUAACGAUUGUUUAUAAAAUUUAUUUUGACGUUUGACGUUUGUUUCCCUGAAGACUGUGACUGUCAGAUUGUAAAAUUAGAUUUUCAUCUUUGCUAAUUAUAUCACUAUGAAUGACAUGGAACAGUCUGAGAAUAUGGACAGUGAAAAGUUUGGUUCUUAUUCUGCCUUACUGGUUGCAUUUAAAACUAUGAAUGAACGUUGUCAACAAUUACAAUUAAGGUUGUCUACUGUAGAAGAAGAAAAUAUGCAUUUAAGGCUUGAGUGUGGAAAAGAUAAAUCUACAACCAUCACAAAAUCUCCAAACAACAGUGAAAAAUCUGUCGUAGACACUUUAAGGGAGAAGAUUGAAGAGCUUAAAGAACAAAAAUCUCAGUUAACUCAUCAAGUUUUUAUGGUGGCAGCAGAGAAUCGUCAAUUGUGGAAAAGAUUGACGAAAUUAACGAGAACUAAUAAGACUUUGGGAAGUCAUUUGACAAAAAUUUCUGAUACACUUAAGGAACAUUCUCCAGUACAACCGUCAGAACUUGUGUCUUACAGUUGUCAAGAUAUUUCGGAUUCUACUUUAAAGGAGAAUGUUAAACAACAAGCCGUAUUAACUGCAAAUGGUGAGAAAGAUCUAAGUUUAGAAGAAAUAUCACUCAGGCUUAUAAAUAGCAUUAUGCUGGAAAAAUCUGAUCUUGAACAGCAAUAUCUUGAGAUGGUUGAACUUCAAAAUAGUACAGAAUUGGAUUUACGAAACAUUGGUUUCACUUAUCCAGAAGAUUCUGAUACAGAUUUAGAAUUAUUCAAACAGCAUGAUAUGAGGCUGUUGCAAAUGAAAAACACUCUGUUAGCACAACAAACUACAUUGAAAAGGGCGCUACAAAACUUUAAGAAAAAGAAAAAGGGAUUAAUGUGUAAUACUUGCCGCAUGAAUGCAAAUAAAAAGAUGUGUCACUCCAGUACUCAGUUCAAUUUUAAUGAGAGUAUUAAAGAGCAUGGUACAACUCAAACGAGUCUCCAAGCUCCGAGCCUACCUUUGGAAAAAUGCCCCAAUUCAACAGAUAAUGUUGACCACGAUAAUAAGAUUUGUCCGUUAUGUGGAUCCUAUUAUGGAAAAUCGACUACAUUUGCAGAAUUUCACGAACAUGUCUUAGGCCAUUUUACUGAAGAAAUGUCUGUUGAUGGUUUGCAUUAACGUUUAUUCUCAUUACGUACUAAUUAUCAAAGGAAGGGCACUUUUUAUUUUUGUGAGUUUUGUACAAAAUUGAUUUAUUUAACAGCAGAGAAUAAAUAUAAAUGCCACGUUU